This is a messenger RNA of Ostreococcus lucimarinus CCE9901, 450 nucleotides long. RefSeq lists its product with no specific name. Bases 1 to 450 code for a protein of 149 amino acids. The transcript has a single exon. The record is from RefSeq and is a predicted model, not a curated record. Gene Ontology annotation, biological process: mRNA cis splicing, via spliceosome. NCBI's taxonomy places the organism in Eukaryota, Viridiplantae, Chlorophyta, Mamiellophyceae, Mamiellales, Bathycoccaceae. Gene Ontology annotation, cellular component: cytoplasm; spliceosomal complex. Gene Ontology annotation, molecular function: protein binding.
AUGGGCGCCACGGAAGACGGCGACGCAAACUUCUCCGCCGAGGUUGCGUUGGAAUCUCAGGCGUACUGGUGGCACGAUAAAUAUCGUCCACGCAAGCCUAAGUAUUUCAAUCGCGUUCACACAGGCUACUCGUGGAACAAGUACAACCAAACGCACUAUGACUCGUCAAAUCCGCCUCCAAAGAUUGUGCAGGGGUACAAGUUCAACAUCUUCUACCCGGACCUCAUCGACACCACCAAGGCGCCUUCUUACAAAAUCGAGCCCGACGGUUCGCCAAAUGCCGAAACGUGUUUGCUCAAAAUCACCGCGGGCCCACCGUACGAGGAUAUCGCGUUCAAGAUCGUGAACAAGGAAUGGGAAUACAGCCACAAGCGAGGAUUCCGAUGCACUUUUGAGCGCGGCAUCUUCCACCUCUACGUCAACUUCAAGAGAUCGAGGUAUCGACGAUAG